AUGGAGGAGCGGAAGAGUGUACAAUUUCAGACAUCCAACCAGGUUCUUGCGACAGGUAGAACAAAUCGAUCACUCAGGAAGCCUCUUCAUGAGCGCUCGGGAUCCGAGUCAAACGUCAACGUUUUGGCGGCUAUUCGGUUGGUACCGAAGACCCCACCCAAACUACUAGGUUGCGGAGAUGCCGACAACGCCGCCCACUACUACGCUCGUCCGCCGCUUCCUACUUGUACAACUCAUAAUCUAAGUCCCAAGAAAGGUAAGGGUGGAGAUGAGUUGACCAGAGACGUCCAACCAUUAUCCGAGUUUCCAUUACUUGCCCAGAAGCCCAAAAUCGUUGGCCAUCGAUUACCCAAUACAGUACAAGCCUUGCCGCGCAAUCCCCUGACACCUCUUAGUACACCGUCUCAAAAUUAUGCGGCAACCUCACCAAAUCGAUCCCCUUCAUCAAAACCCUCGAGCAGGAAACGCCAGCUGCGUAUUCACGAAGACAGUAAAACUUUCUCGCUACUACUACCCGAAAACGAAGCGCCUGAUGUAGACCCAAAAAUAACUCAGGAAGAAUGCGUCAACUCCACAUCGCAACCCUCGCGCAUUAUAUCUUUGAAACCCUCCACCGAGCGCACAAGCCUAACAGCCCAUGCCGAAGGGAUUGUCACAGAAUUUAGCAAACCGGGAUCACUGACUCCCAAUGAUUCUUCAUCUUGCCUCACCCAAGCAGGGACCAACAACAACUCAGUUGCAAUACCAACCUCUAACACGCCAAAACUACCUAAUCCUAUUGAUUCUAUAAACAGCUCCCCCUGCAAUUAUGAAUUUGUCGGUGGUCUCCGAAAGGUUGCCAAAAGUCCGAAUCAUAAACAGCAGACGUCCCGAGUCCUUGAACAUCGAUCAGACGAAGACACUCUCUCAUCAGUGCCAUACGCUCUCGCACCUCAGGCUUCUUUCUCCUCGCUCGAUUCUAUUUCCUCGGAGACGACGAAUUACAAGACAUACGGUGACACAUCCGCCUCAGUUUCUGCUAAAUCACUAGCACUCUCUCCCUCUCGUGAAUUCAAUCAUCCACUUUGCCAAGCACCCAAUUCCGGCCUAACUUUUAAAUUUAUUGAUCCACCAAACAAAAAAGAAAGUCACUCAUUAUCCAGGGUACCUACUCCUUCCAAAAGUUGUUCUCAGUCAUCACUGAACCUCCCAUCCCUCGGCGCAAACCCUUUUGCAUCUAGUGAAAGUUUUACCCACUGUAAAUCUCAGUCAAAGGAAUUCAUACGGACUGGAUCGUUGACAUCUCUCUCUUCAACCUUCUCACAUCGAAGUUCUCUUCGUGGAAUUUUUGGUUCUGGAUCUUUCAUUCACAUACCCUACCGCGCUUUCAAGUCCAUUCAGGGUCAGACUAGCCCAAGCUCAUGGGUAGAGCCUCUCUCGCUCUACGCACCACAGUCACACAUGAACGAGCAUCCUCACCAAUGGAGUUCACAGCUAUCAACUGUGCUCUCAGUUUCCGAAGGCGGCUCAGACCAUGCAUCUAUCGCCUGGUCAACAAAUAGUCGGAGCUCCAGCAGCAGGGCACGGGUUAUGAGCAUAGGAUCGGGGUAUAUGUCACAUGAUCCUUUAAGUCCAGCGUCUCGGAGCCUUUCUUGGAGUGGUUCAGUUAUUGACCCGCCGCCAUCAAUUUUUUCGCACAGACCCCGCCACAAUAGCAAUUCUUCUGGGAGAAUAGUCGUGGAACAGGAUGAACACGGGGACGGUAUAACAGACUUGCAAAACAUGCCUACUAGACCUUUAAGGAGACGAACCUCGGGCUUUUACAGCACAACAUCUUCGGAAACCGGACGCACAAACACCAUGCGAUCAUCCGGUAGUACGCGAUCGAGCAGUCUAAACUUGUCCCUGAUUCCGGCUUGGGCAAGACUUUACUACGGCAGUGGUGAGAGCCGUCCUCUGUGCUCUUCCACGAACAUGACUGGUGCCCUCGACAGUCGAACUAACUCAUUGCAAGCAAACUCACCCAGCUCUCAGUUCUUUUCGUCAAAUAUAUAUAGUCCGCGAAAUCGGCAACAUGAAAGCGACCAACUGCGUGAAGUCUCGCUGGAUAUGAACUCUGAACACAACUUCUCGAAUGCCGGGUCAGAUGAACGAUCCUCGAGAGGUAGCAACAAAGAAAGAACUGGUAAAGAAUGGAUCAAGAACGGCUUGUGGUCACCACAUCUGCGACCUGACAGACUCAUGAAACGGAGCCAUUUCUGGGACCCGCCCUCCUUGGAUUUUGCGUCGGACGAAAGCUUAUUCGGAAGACGGAAAAUUCAAAUCGUAAUGUUUAUUUUGGGCUUUUUGGUUCCCUUUUUUUGGAUGAUAGCAUCUUUUCUCCCUCUUCCUCACUCGCCUGUGGUUGAGAUGAAAGAAAAUGAUCGCAACUCUCCGACAUUCGAUUAUUACCAGGCGGCUCGGAAAUUCAACGUCCUUGAGGAGGCUCGUUAUGAGAGCGCUGUGUGGUGGCGAAAGCUCAAUAGAUGGAUGUCUUUGGUAGGAAUACUGAUUAUCGCUGUUGUGAUCGUGCUCGUAGUUGUAGGAAUUCAACAAGGAUGGGGGACAGGCAAAGAUGAUGACUCUUGA
Molecule: messenger RNA, 2607 nt
Organism: Blumeria graminis f. sp. triticale
Lineage: Eukaryota; Fungi; Ascomycota; Leotiomycetes; Helotiales; Erysiphaceae
Source: the annotation of a GenBank genome assembly